Messenger RNA from Penicillium cinerascens, 1941 nucleotides. RefSeq lists its product as uncharacterized. Bases 1 to 1941 code for a protein of 646 amino acids. Gene Ontology annotation, molecular function: DNA-binding transcription factor activity; transcription cis-regulatory region binding. The record is from RefSeq and is a predicted model, not a curated record. Gene Ontology annotation, biological process: positive regulation of transcription by RNA polymerase II. Gene Ontology annotation, cellular component: nucleus. The transcript has a single exon. Lineage: Eukaryota; Fungi; Ascomycota; Eurotiomycetes; Eurotiales; Aspergillaceae.
AUGCGAAAUGAUCCGAUAGAGGAUGCGUUGCCGCUAGAUAACGCUAAUGCCGGUCCAUCACAUAAUACUGAGCCCCAAGGAUAUGGGUUAGAUGAUGGUUCGAAUGCUCUCGAUAACCUGUGGGAUCUACGGGGCAAUACUUCGCUGCCCGAACUGGCCGAUCUAUGUCCGCCAUCUCCCAUGGUUGAGGCUGGUUUCGCGCAGCGGGACUCACAGUUUGACUUUCCAGCGUCUGGAGAUACGCCAACUGAUCUGUCUCGGUUCUUUUCCUUGAUAGGCUCGGUCGAUGGUGAGGAAGAUCACCGCGGCAGUGUGUAUCGAGACUUUUCACCGUCGGCCAUCGUGCGCAGUUACCCUCCCACAUCACAGCGAGCUCCACCACGGGACUUUAUGUCUAUCUCGCGUCCAUUGAAUAAUCCGUCAUGGACACUCAUUGAGUACUAUUUCAAGGAGGUCGCUGCAUUGUUUUCCAGCUACGACAGCCAGAUGAACCCGUUCCGCACCACUGUAUCUCGUUUAUGGGGCUCAUCAUUAGCCAUGUGCCGCACGAUGCAAAGCAUGGCGGCUGCAACCCUCGUGAAUGACUUUCCUCAGUUUGGCCCCAUGGGUCGAAAGAUGCGAGACGAGGCCGUCGACAUUAUCACCCGCGAAGCAGUCAUGGACGACAAGUCUCUGCUUGCCCUGCUCAUGCUCGGCCAGACUGCAAGUUGGCAUGAUCCGAAAGACCUAGGCAUAUCUUUCUUCAAUUUACUUCGCAAGCAGCUCAACUCCACAUCAUCCUCCUCGGACACACCAGCAUACGGUUUCGUCAAGAGCUGCAGUAACAACUACCGCUUCUUCGAAGAAGCUCUUAUCUACUGGGAAAUGCUUCUUUCGUUCGUGGCGGAUAAUGACUCUAUGGUGUUUUCCAACCCUCGCGCCUCAUCAGCAGGCGAACAACUCGUCCUGCAACGGGUCCCACAUCCAUGGACCGGCAUUGCCAAAGAUACCCAGUUCACCGUGCACGAAGUUGGCCGACUUGUUCGGCACGAGCGCAAACGCAUCCGCUCUAGAAUUUUCACCUCGCAAGACGACAUCACCCGCGCACAGAUGGCCAUUGAAAAAGCCCAGGAAUUAGAAGAACGCCUCUUAGGCCUGGCGCAUCCCAGCGAAGCAGAAAUCAUCAGCCCAGGGGAUGACGAAACCCCAGUCUGGCAUUUACUCACCAUGGCCGAGGUUUACCGCUGCACAGGCCUGAUGCAACUAUACCGCGUCUUUCCAGAUCUACUACGCAACCGACUUCCAACCCCCAGCACUGCACAAUUCUCCAACACAGCGUCAACAUCCCGCGAUCCGUUCUUCUCUAUCGAUCUAGACAGCAUGAACAUGUCCACGGGGUUCUGUGAUACAAAUCCUAGCACAACAACCAAUACCCAUUCAAACCAACACACCCACACCAAUACCCACACCUCACCUUCCCUCUCUUCCCCGCCGAAUAUCUACACAUCCCACCCAUCAUCCGACGAAAGAAACCCAGAGACACUGUACAACACCUGGCUCACCGAAUUCGCCGUAACAACAAUCUCCCGCCUAAAAACCAUCCCCCUCGAAUCCCGCACACGCUGUCUCCAACCCUUCCUCCUCGUCGCCUCCUGCAGCGAACUCCGCCUUCCACCCCCGUCCCAUAAUAUCCAGAGCGAUCAGGAUGGAAGUUGCAAUCAGGAUCAACCCAACGGCUCCACAGAGGCAUCAAACGUGUCCAUGGAAGCUAUUGAAGUCUCGCAAACGCGGCGCUUCAUUCUUGGCCGUUUGAUGUCCUUUUUACAUGUUCUUCCGCCGAAACCGAUUAACGUCUGCUUGAAACUUGUGCGGGAGGUGUGGAAAAGGAUGGAUUCUGGGGAGACGGAUGUUUAUUGGGUUGAUAUUAUGAUUGAGAAGGGGUGGGAGACUACUAUGGGGUGA